AUGGACAGGAUAGAGAUAUCGAACUUGAACAGGCAGUUCCUGUACAGACAGUGGGACAUCGGGAAGCUGAAGAGCGAGACGGCGGCGCAGGCGGCGAGGAGGAUGAACCCGGGGAUGAGGGUGGAGGCGAGGUCGGCGAAGGUGUGUGUGGAGACGGAGGGCGUGUAUGGGGAUGAUUUUUGGGGGUCGUUGACGGCGGUGUGCGGCGCGUUGGACAGCGUGGACGCGAGGCUGUACGUGGACGCGAGGUGCGUGCACUACAGAGUGCCGUUGGUGGACGCGGGGACGUCGGGGCUGAAGGGGAACGUGCAGGUGGUGGUGCCGCACCUGACGGAGUGCUACGCGUCGUCGAGGGAUCCGCCGCCGAAGGAGACGCCGGUGUGUUUGCUGCACUCGUUCCCGAACAAGAUAGAGCAUUGCUUGCAGUGGGCGAGGGAGCAGGUGUUCGAGGGCCAUUUCGUGGAGCAGCCUAGGACGGUUAACGACUACCUCACCAAGUCGAACUACCUCGAGACUCUGCCAUCGACGCUGAGGCUCUCGGUGCUGGAGACGCUAGAGAAGGCGCUAUUGGAGCCGCCGAAGUGUUUCGACGAGUGCGUCGACUGGGCUCGGCGACUAUUCGAAUCUCUCUACAACCACCAACCCAGACAGCUGCUGCGCAACUUCCCUCCCGACCACUGCGACGCGAACGGGGUCUACUUCUGGAGCGGCGCGAAGAGGCCGCCGAGGCCGCUGGAGUACGACGCCGACAACGAAGCGCACCUGGACUUCGUGGUGGCGGCCGCUUUCCUGAAAGCGUACGUGUUCGGCGUGCUCGAGAGCGAGCUGAAACCCGGGACCGGUCUCGAUCGGCGGCGGCCCCCCCCCUUCGCUCCGAAGCUUGCCGCCCCCGGCGAGCCCGAACGCGCGCCCGAGGACGAGGAAGAAGUGGCGGAGCGCAUCCGCAGCCUGCUCCCCCCCCCCUCGAGCGUCUCUUGGCGCGCCCGUGUGGUGGAGUUCGAAAAAGACGACGACCGAAACUUCCACAUCGACUUCAUCAGCUCGGCCAGCAACCUCCGCGCGACCGUUUACGACAUCCCUCCCGCCGACCGUCUGACGAGUCGACUGAUCGCCGGCAAAAUCAUCGUCGCGAUCGUGACGACCACCGCCGCGGUCGCCGGGCUCGCGUGUCUCGAACUGUACAAAAUCUUCCAGCGCUCGGAGGGCGAAAAAAAAAAAAUCGAACAAUUCCGCAACAGCUUCCUCAACCUCGCCCUCCCCGUCAUCCAGCAAUCAGAGCCCCUCCCCCCCCCCCUGCUCCACUUCCGCGGAAAGCCGUUCACCCUCUGGGACCGCCUCGAGAUCCGCGUCGGCGACGUGACCCUGGAGCGCGUGCUGGAAUGGUUCAAGGAGGAGCAGCAACUCACCGUCAACUUCAUCACCGUCGGCCCCUCGCUGAUCUACGCCAGCUACGCCGUCUCCAAGGCCAGGGAGCGACUCAAGCAAAACUUCAAGGACCUCGUGUCCCAGGUCAGCGGGCGCCCGCUCGACCCCCACAAGCGCUGGUUCUACCUCCAGGUCCUCGGCGACGACCCCGACGGCAACCAAGUCGAGGACAUGCCCCCCGUCUCGUACCACUUCGCCUGA
This is a messenger RNA of Schistocerca gregaria, 1626 nucleotides long. Its product is annotated as ubiquitin-like modifier-activating enzyme 1. Gene Ontology annotation, biological process: protein ubiquitination; ubiquitin-dependent protein catabolic process; DNA damage response. Gene Ontology annotation, cellular component: nucleus; cytoplasm. The record is from RefSeq and is a predicted model, not a curated record. The transcript is spliced from 2 exons. Gene Ontology annotation, molecular function: ubiquitin activating enzyme activity. Lineage: Eukaryota; Metazoa; Arthropoda; Insecta; Orthoptera; Acrididae. The coding region runs from base 1 to 1626 and encodes 541 amino acids.